AUGAAGCGGAUCGCGGUGCUCUCGGUGGCAUACCUGCUGGGUGCCGCGGCAAGCGAUGCCGCGCCAAAACAGUACCCAGUGACGAAGGUCGUCAACCUGCUCAAAGACAUGCAGAAGAAGCUUGAGGCGGAAGCUGAGGAGGAUGAGGAGGUCGAUGAGAAGAUGAAGUGCUGGUGCAAGGAGACAGAGCAAUCAAAGUCCGAGAGCGUCACCAAGAUUGAGUCGGAGAUGGCCAACCUCGGUGGCCUCAUCGACACCUCGGCAGCGGAUAGCGCCAGACUGGUGUCGGAGCUAACGGGCCACGAGGAGGAUCUGGCAAAUAGCCAGACCUCGCUGGGAGCGGCCGAAGCCCAGCGCAAAAAGCAGUUGGAAAGCUUCGAGAACGAAGUGAAGGAGAUGGAGGCGUCACUUACUGGAGUGAGCGGUGCAUUGGACACCCUCAAGAAGAAGACGUCCUUCCUCUCAACCUCCGCAUCGGCUGCCAAGGCAGAUGCCUUGCAGCUUGUUAAGAAGCUUCAGAAGAAGCACUCGAAUCUCUUGAUGGGUGUGGUGACGCCUCGCCAGCGAAAGCUGAUGCUCGCGAUGACCUCCAAGCGCCUCGAUGUAGAUGCGGUCAUGGAAGGCAGCCCAGCCGCAGGAGAAGUCGUUGGUGUUCUGUCGUCUAUGAAGGACACCUUCGAGACGAACCUGAACCAAACCAGGGCAGAGGAAGCUCAGAGCUCGGAGACCUUCCAGGCUCUGCGCAAGGCCAAGGAGACCGAGAUCCACGCCACCGAGGAGGCCAUUGUCUCCAAGAAGACUCAGAAGGCUGAAUCAGACAAGAAGAAAGCCUGGGCAGCCGAGACACUGCAAGAUGCAAAGGCCAGCCUCCUGGCUGACCAGCAUUUCCUCAAGGAUGCCAAGGAGAAAUGUGCCGCUCAUGAAGCUGCGUAUGCCGAGCGUGUUGCUACGCGCAACGAAGAGAUCACUGGCUGUUCGAAGGCCGUAGCUAUCCUGAGUGACGACUCCGCCCGCGACACUUUCAGCCGAACCUUCAACGCCGGCGCCAUGUUCCUCCAAGUUGACACCAGCAAGGAGCACCGCAUCACUGCCAGCCAGACACUAGCUGCGGCGGCUACCAAGUCGCACGACUCUAGGCUUGCGGCCCUUGCGAGGAUGGUGCGCACAGACUCUUUCGAUUCCGUGAAGCAGGAAAUCGACAAGUUGACCGCCCAGCUGCGUGAAGUGCAGAAGGACACACACACACACAACUGCACACCCACACAUACCCGCCCACUCACACGCCUACACACACACACACCUACACACCUGCACACCUGCACACUUGCACAGCUACACGCCUACACACCGACACACCGACACACCUACGCACACUGA
Molecule: messenger RNA, 1377 nt
Organism: Symbiodinium natans
Lineage: Eukaryota; Dinophyceae; Suessiales; Symbiodiniaceae
Source: the annotation of a GenBank genome assembly